CCAUGACCUUGCUCAUCCGCCUGUCCCCUAACCUGGCGCCAAAGUCGUUGCGCCAUUAACGGUGCCAUUAUUGCUCAGUGAGCUUUCGCUGCGUCUUUCAGGUGUCAAGGGGAAGUUCCUAGGAGCGUUUUGACUCCAACCGUCUCUCCUCAUGAUGGAUCUCUAGAGCAUUUAGCUCAUGAUUGGUCUAAUAUCAAGCCAGAAAUUCAGUAUUUUUGCCAAUCAUGAUGAAGUCGCUCGGCCUUUUCCCGUCCAGGCCCACAUAGUCCAAAUCUGGCCGUCAGCUCAACAGCCAAUGAGGCACCAGAAGCCAGCUUUUUCCCAACCACACCUCAGCUCACCUCGGCCGCUAGCAAGGACAUCAACCUUGCAAAAGGCCAUCUACAGGCUGUCAUUGCUCGACGUUUACACCCUCGAGUCCUCGACCACCCUUUCUACCUCUCCACAACGAUGUUGGAUCCCGUUCCAUUUCGACGGACCAACCCCCUUCGGCUCGGCGGCGAUGCGAAGUUCAGAAGGGAGGAGGGCAAUCCCACGCUUCCGGAAACGCUCUACACGCCAGUUCUCAGACGGAAUAGCAACGCUGCCAUUGCGGUACGCCGCGCCAUCUGGUCUGAUGUCGCUGUCCAAGGCGGAGCCCGGCCGGGACUGCAGGCGGUUGAAUUUAGUGUUGGUUCUUUUGGCGGUUCUUCCUCCGGCUUCUUCGGCCGCUCCAAUCAUGGCAGUGCCCUGAGUCUCGUGAAAGUCGAGCCGGCCCAGCAACUGCGACCUUAUUCUCCAAGGAGGUCUAAGUUGCAUAUCGAGAUGCCCAGUCAAGGUCACAUACGAUGCUAUGCGGGUUAUUGGGGCUACCCGCCGUCGCGGCCGCGCCUGCGUCGUUUCAAAGACGAUCUCCUGCUAGAACCUACAUGAUGCAGG
Molecule: messenger RNA, 918 nt
Organism: Colletotrichum phormii
Lineage: Eukaryota; Fungi; Ascomycota; Sordariomycetes; Glomerellales; Glomerellaceae
Exons: 1
Coding region: 179-733 (184 amino acids)
Source: RefSeq, a predicted model, not a curated record